Messenger RNA from Annulohypoxylon truncatum, 1244 nucleotides. RefSeq names its product ER lumen protein retaining receptor-domain-containing protein. NCBI's taxonomy places the organism in Eukaryota, Fungi, Ascomycota, Sordariomycetes, Xylariales, Hypoxylaceae. Gene Ontology annotation, cellular component: membrane; cis-Golgi network; endoplasmic reticulum. Gene Ontology annotation, molecular function: ER lumen protein retrieval receptor activity. The record is from RefSeq and is a predicted model, not a curated record. Bases 108 to 1232 code for a protein of 374 amino acids. Gene Ontology annotation, biological process: endoplasmic reticulum to Golgi vesicle-mediated transport; protein retention in ER lumen. The transcript is spliced from 4 exons.
GCUUCUGCGGCUCUGAGCUGUUGAAUCAGGGCCGCCGGGAUAACCUUCGAAACUCCACACUAUUGUGUUCAGAGUUGGGAUAGCUCCAACCGGAGCAAUUUUUCAAGAUGACUGCAUGGAAUAUAUUCCGAAUAUUAGCAGAUUGCUCUCAUCUGCUAUCGAAAUGCAUCCUAAUCUUCGCGAUCCAUCGCAACCGGAGCGCUGAGGGCGUCUCUUUUAUCACUCAAGUCUUCUAUGCGAUCGUCUUCUGCACGAGAUACACGGAUUUCUUCCACGAGAAGUCGAGCUGGAACUACUUCUUCAAGUUAUUCUAUGUCCUGUCCUCCUUCUACAUCCUAAUUAUUAUGCGAUGGCUGUUCCCGCGCACCAGAGAACGGGAGAUAUCAUGGAAGCUCGGCGCCGUCGUCUUGAUGGGAUCUCUGUUUAUCUCCCCUUUCACCAUGUUAAUAUUCGACAAAGGUGACCUCUGGGGCUUCUUCAGGUGGAUGUACGACUUCUCCCUAAUCCUCGAAUCCGUCUGCGUGCUCCCGCAGCUGCUCCUGCUCCGACAGACCACCGUCCCAACCGUCAUCGACUCCUUCUAUCUCCUCGCGCUCGGGUCCUACCGCGCGCUGUACAUUCUUAACUGGAUCGUGCGGGGCGUCGACCCGUCGGACUCGGGGGCCGGCGCCGUCCAGAUCAUCUUCGGCGUCAUCCAGACAGCGCUCUACGUCGACUUCUUCUGGGUCUACUACACGCGGCAGCGCGUCAAGCUGCGGGCCGGCGGCCUUGUGGAUGCCGACGACAUCCGCCGCGGCUGGCUGCUCAGACGCAUCUUCGGCAACAAGCGCUUUCAGGCCGCUGACGCGGAGGACGAGGAGAGCGCGCCGGCGCUCGGGGGCAGGAACGGUGGUGUCGGGGCCGCGGCCGGAGCCACCGGUGGUCAGAGGAGGAGCAAGUGGGGCGCUAGAGGCAUCUCGAUUAGCGCCGACGACGGUGUGCACGAGGCUCAGCAGGAGGGUGUGCGACAUCAUGAUAGCAGCAGCGACGAUGACGACGACGAGUUUAACGACGCGGCGCCUGACGCGCGGAUGCGGGACCCGGAUGAGCUUGCUCGUGUGCUGGAUGAUGAGGAGGAGUCGGAAGAGGAGGAUUCCGACGAUGAGGGACUGCCGGAGCCGGCGCCGGGGGCGGCUCGCGGUGGUAAGAACGCGAGUGGUGUUGGUAACGGCAGCGAGUGGCGGGAUAACUAGGAGCCUGAUUAG